GCUAUUCCACACUGAUUCUAAUACAAAAUUAGCAAUCAUUUAUUGUUUCUGCUGCUUCCUCAGAUCUAUUAUACAGACAUGAAGGAUAACUCCUCCAAACUUAUUGUUUUCUUGCUUAUAAGCUUCGUUUUCUUGAAUCACCUCCUUGUGUCCUCACAACUUGAUUAUAGAUUCUAUGAUGACUCGUGUCCCAACCUAACAAGGAUUGUCAGAUAUGGCGUCUGGAUGGCAGUUUCUAAUGAUACUAGGAUGGCUGCUUCUCUCUUACGCCUUCAUUUUCAUGAUUGCUUUGUCAACGGCUGUGAUGGAUCAUUGUUGCUUGAUGACACUAGCUCAUUUAAAGGGGAGAAAAAUGCAUUGCCAAAUAUGAACUCAGUUCGAGGCUAUGAGGUCAUUGAUGAUAUUAAGGCUGUUUUAGAGAGAGUCUGCCCAUCUGUCGUGUCAUGCACUGAUAUAGUGACUCUAGCAGCUAGAGAGGCUGUCUACCUUGCUGGAGGACCCUUUUGGCCCAUUCCACUCGGUCGGCGAGAUGGCACGACAGCAAGCGAGAGUGAAGCCAAUCAGCUGCCAUCACCGUUGGAGCCAUUGGAGAAUAUCAUUGCAAAAUUCACUUCAAAAGGGCUUGAUGUAAAGGAUGUUGUUGUGCUCUCAGGUGCACACACUUUCGGGUUAGCUCGGUGCAUGAUGUUCAAGCAUAGACUGUUCAACUUCGAUGGCUCUGGCAAUCCUGACCCAGAACUAGAUGUCAUGCUGCGACAGAAUUUACAGAGCGUCUGUCCCAAUCAUGAUGACUCCAACGACAAACUGGCCCCCUUGGACACGUACACGAUCAGCAGGUUUGACAAUGUGUAUUACAGAAACUUGGUGAACAAGUUGGGACUUUUGCAGUCAGACCAAGCUCUAAUGAAACACAACACAACUGCUCCGUUGGUGGUGAGCUACAGCAGGUACCCAUACCUGUUUAACAGGGACUUCGGAGCAUCAAUGGUGAAGCUGGCCAAUACUGGAGUCCUUACAGGCCAAAAUGGGGAAAUUAGGAAGAAUUGCAGGGUGGUGAACUAGAAGAUGAUAUGCUUUUUGUAAAUUAAACCAAACUCAACUCUCUUUCAAUAAUAAAAUGGCUGUUGGCAAGUGUUGUUGAUGA
Messenger RNA from Cucurbita pepo subsp. pepo (vegetable marrow), 1144 nucleotides. RefSeq names its product Peroxidase superfamily protein. Gene Ontology annotation, biological process: hydrogen peroxide catabolic process; response to oxidative stress. The record is from RefSeq and is a predicted model, not a curated record. Gene Ontology annotation, molecular function: peroxidase activity; heme binding. Lineage: Eukaryota; Viridiplantae; Streptophyta; Magnoliopsida; Cucurbitales; Cucurbitaceae.